Molecule: messenger RNA, 1783 nt
Organism: Orycteropus afer afer
Lineage: Eukaryota; Metazoa; Chordata; Mammalia; Tubulidentata; Orycteropodidae
Gene: SLC1A4
Product: solute carrier family 1 member 4
Biological process (GO): L-glutamate transmembrane transport; L-serine transport
Cellular component (GO): plasma membrane
Molecular function (GO): symporter activity; L-aspartate transmembrane transporter activity; L-alanine transmembrane transporter activity
Source: RefSeq, a predicted model, not a curated record
CCAUUCAUUGAGAGGGCUGGGUCUUUUCCUAGACCCUAAGUCCCCAGCCUCCUCCAGCGCCGAGCUGCGAGCAGCGCCAUGGAAAAUAGCAGCGAGACCAACGGCUACCUCGACGGCGCCCAGACUGGGGCGGGUGCGUCUGGGGAGGAGGCUGGACGCGCUCGGCGCUGCACUGGCUUUUUGCGGCGCCAUGCGCUCGUGCUGUUCACCGUGUCUGGGGUGCUGGCAGGCGCUGGGCUGGGCACCGCUCUGCGCGGGCUCGGGCUAAACCGCACGCAGAUCUCCUACCUGGCCUUCCCCGGGGAGAUGCUGCUCCGCAUGCUGCGCAUGAUCAUCCUGCCACUGGUGGUCUGCAGCCUGGUGUCCGGCGCCGCCUCCCUGGACGCUAGCUCCCUUGGGCGUCUAGGCGGCAUCGCCGUCGCCUACUUCGCCCUCACCACUCUGGGCGCCUCGGCGCUCGCUGUCGCUUUGGCGUUCAUCAUCAAGCCAGGAUCCGGCGCGCAGACUCUUCAGUCCAGCGACCUGGGUCUGGAUGAGCCGGGGCCUCCUCCUGUCCCCAAAGAGACCGUGGACUCUUUCCUUGACCUAACCAGAAACCUGUUUCCCUCAAAUCUAGUGGUUGCAGCUUUCCGAACGUAUGCAACUGAUUACAAAAUGGCAACCUACAACACAAGCUCUGGAAAUGUAAGCGUUGAAAAGAUCCCCUUUGGCACUGAGAUCGAGGGAAUGAACAUUUUGGGAUUGGUCCUUUUUGCCCUGGUGUUAGGAGUGGCCCUAAAGAAACUAGGCUCUGAAGGAGAAGAGCUCAUCCGUUUCUUCAAUGCCUUCAACGAGGCAACGAUGGUGCUGGUGUCCUGGAUUAUGUGGUAUGUGCCUGUGGGCAUUACGUUCCUGGUUGGAAGCAAGAUUGUAGAAAUGAAGGACAUCAUCGUGCUGGUGACCAGUCUGGGCAAAUAUAUACUUGCAUCUAUACUAGGCCAUGUUAUUCAUGGGGGAAUUGUUCUGCCACUUAUUUAUUUUGUUUUUACACGAAAAAACCCAUUCAGCUUCCUGUUGGGCCUCCUCACCCCAUUUGCAACAGCAUUUGCCACCUGCUCCAGUUCAGCAACUCUUCCCUCUAUGAUCAAGUGCAUUGAAGAAAACAAUGGUGUCGAUAAGAGGAUCAGCAGGUUCAUUCUCCCCAUUGGGGCCACUGUGAACAUGGAUGGCGCAGCCAUCUUCCAGUGCGUGGCCGCAGUGUUCAUUGCCCAGCUGAACAACGUACAGCUGAAUGCAGGACAGAUAUUCACCAUCCUAGUGACCGCCACAGCGUCCAGUGUUGGAGCAGCAGGCGUGCCAGCUGGAGGGGUCCUCACCAUUGCCAUUAUCCUGGAGGCCAUCGGGCUGCCCACUCAUGACCUCUCUCUUAUCCUGGCCGUGGACUGGAUUGUGGAUCGUACCACCACCGUGGUGAACGUGGAAGGGGAUGCCCUGGGUGCAGGCAUUCUCCAUCACCUGAAUCAGAAGGCCAUGAAGAAAGGAGAGCAGGAACUAAGGGAGGUGAAAGUGGAAGCUAUACCCAACAGCAAGUCUGAGGAAGAGACGACCCCUCUGGUGACACACCAGAACCCCGCCGGCCCUGCCUCCAGCACCUCAGAACUGGAAUCCAAGGAGUCGGUUCUGUGAUCGGGGUUAAGUUUCAGGUUUCCUGUCAGCAAGAGCACCCCAUCCUGGUAGUCCAGCUGCUGGACACGGGGCACAGCCCUUGCUGACUUGGAUCUCCUGAGCAAUGCUUUGCCCCAGU